Saprolegnia diclina VS20 is the source of this 240-nucleotide messenger RNA. RefSeq lists its product as hypothetical. The transcript has 2 exons. The record is from RefSeq and is a predicted model, not a curated record. Bases 28 to 240 code for a protein of 70 amino acids. Lineage: Eukaryota; Oomycota; Saprolegniomycetes; Saprolegniales; Saprolegniaceae.
AGGCGAUCUUCACAGAGUCCAAUUAGCAUGGCGUCCAAGGUGACUGCGGGCCCGACCGUGCUCGUCGCCGUCCUCAGCAUCAUCGGCCUCGCCGGCUUCGUCGCGUACGAGUACAUGAAGGCGGCCGACGACGAAUCCAAGAAGAAGACCAAGUCCCGCUCCAUCACGAUGGUCAAGGCCGCGACGACGCCCAAGCUGCAGGCCAACUCGCCGCGCAAGGCGCAGUCGCCCAUGGCAUAG